Messenger RNA from Acipenser ruthenus (sterlet), 1837 nucleotides. RefSeq names its product caveolin-1. Gene Ontology annotation, cellular component: perinuclear region of cytoplasm; cytoplasmic vesicle; Golgi apparatus. The record is from RefSeq and is a predicted model, not a curated record. The transcript is spliced from 3 exons. Bases 96 to 638 code for a protein of 180 amino acids. Gene Ontology annotation, molecular function: transmembrane transporter binding; molecular adaptor activity; protein kinase binding. NCBI's taxonomy places the organism in Eukaryota, Metazoa, Chordata, Actinopteri, Acipenseriformes, Acipenseridae. Gene Ontology annotation, biological process: caveola assembly; negative regulation of protein tyrosine kinase activity; negative regulation of endothelial cell proliferation.
ACCCCCCCUCUAUUUUAACGACAUCUCCCUUCCUCCAAAUUUGUAUUGUAGUACAACACAAGCCCAAUCUGAUCUCACUUCAGGUUCGGGGCAGCAUGACUGGUGGUAACAAGAACGAAGAAUCAGAGGAUUUUUUGUAUCCAUCAUUCAUCAGAGAGCAGGGGAAUAUCUACAAACCAAAGAAUAAAGUCAUGGAUAACGACAGUAUGAAAGAGAAGGAUGCCUUUGAUGUUCACACUAAAGAAAUCGAUCUGGUUAACCGGGACCGCAAGCACCUGAAUGAUGAUGUUGUAAAGGUUGAUUUUGAGGAUGUCAUUGCAGAACCUGACGGCACCAACAGCUUUGAUGGUAUAUGGAAGGCCAGCUUUACCACGUUCACAGUCACCAAAUACUGGUGUUACCGCAUCCUCACCGCUCUGGUCGGCAUCCCCCUGGCCCUCAUCUGGGGUAUAUACUUCGCCAUCCUGUCCUUCAUUCAUAUAUGGGUUGUGGUUCCCUGUGUGAAGAGCUACUUGAUCGAGAUCCAGUGUGUCAGCAGAGUCUACUCCAUCUGCAUUCACACUUUCUGCGACCCCCUCUUCGAAGCCAUUGGCAAAGUCUUCAGCAGCGUGAGGAUCUCUUUGAGCAAAGAGGUGUGAGGCACACGAGACUGAAAGCAGGGGCUCCAAGGCAUUCUGCUGGCUACAAGCUCACAGCUGCUUUCCAGAAACAGUUUUAUGAACACCGGCACACGGGAGGUUGGGGGGGGGGGGGGGCGGAGAGAGAGUAUUUGCUUACUCAGAUUUUAUCCCAUUGUUUAUCGUAAAAGACAGAGUUCUCCUUUUUUGGCAGUGUGUGUUUAGAGACUGCACCAAAAUUCUUACUCUCUCAUUCCAUCAUAAUACAUUGUGUAAAAUUGUGUUGUUUAGUUGCUGUUAACCGUGCAUAGGUAUGACAGCUCACUAAACAUACAGUGCAAGGCUACACAGUGGGUCUGUUGCUGCUGGUAGCCGAGGACUGUGCCUGCAGCUGAACGAUCUUUGCAAACUGGCUGUUUUGAAGAGAACAUUUUUUGUUUUUUGCCAUGAUGCUGCUUGGUCUGCUACAAGCUUUUAUUUUAAUUAAUGGUUAUGUUUAUAAAAGAGUAAGAGUGGGAUUUAACUGACAUAUCAUUCAUUGUGUUAUCUCUUGGAUGCCUAGAAAUACAUGUUGCAGAAAGUGGGAUUCCUUUUUAAAGACUACGCGUAGUAAUACGUGUACAUGAUAGUUAAUUUCUUUAAAUUACACUUAAAACAUAUAGUCCAAGGUGUAAAUCAGAAAACAUAAAAUACAGCUACUCAGAAAUAGAUUAUAAAAACAGGAUCAUUCUUUUUUGUUUUGUUUUUCAUGCUUCAUUGACAUAAUACAACUGCCCCUCCCUUAAUACAAGACAAAUUAACUUGAGCCUUAAGUUUUCUUUCAAGUGAGUUCAAAUGCCCUGAAAGGUAAUAACAGCUUUUAAUAUUAUUGUAGCAAGUAGAAGUUCACAUUAUUAGAGUAUUCUUCCAUUUAAGGUAGACACUGGCACAGAAGUUUUGUAAAUAACAACAAAAACAUGUAAUUGCUACAGUAUCUAAAGCAGUGACAACAUGUUAUACUGUGAUCAUCAGUUAGCUUUAAAAUUAAAUAGAUAUGUGUACACCUCUGUAUAUUGGUUGUAUUUACUAUCACAACAGAAGGUAUAUUGCAACUAUUGCUUGAAUCAAUGCAUUAAUCACAUAGAAAGUUAAUAUUUUUAUAUCUAAUGGACUUUUCUUUUCCCCGCUUUUACUGUAAAAACGGAUAUGCUGAGCACAAUAAAAAAAAGUUAUAACAUGAA